AUGAAACGUAUCAAGGAACAAAGGAGAACUCGACGCGGAGCCAGCGGUUCUGCAGCGGUCGCUUCCAAGGGCGCGAAAAUGACGGGGAUUCUACGGAACGCUACGGCAAACAGAUUACUACCGUUGAUACUUAGGCGCGAAGGCCGAUCGACCGCGAGAGUCGUGGCUUCCUGCGGGAGAAGACCUCGACUGGCGGAGGAGGUGCCAGGACUUUACAUUCGGCGGCUGACUCUCGAGGAUCCUCGGAGCGCGAAGGAACGGUCGAGCGGUUCAAGGUCGCGCACGCCACCGCGCCAUAUCUGUCAUCCCGCCGGUCCUUACGUCUCCUCCUCCUUCUUCUCCGGCCGUGGAUCUUCCAGUUACAGAUCGUGGCAGGAACGAGUGCGAAAGGAACGACCGGCCUACUUGACGAUCGUUUCUCUGGAGCUUCCGGAAGCACCGGUACCGCUGAUCGAAUCGCAGGGGAGCGGUCGCAACGACUCGGACGCUAAUCGGUCCGACGACAAGGACGACAUCCUCGACGAACUUUUGGAGAAAGUAAGCGAGGUCGGCAAGGAGAGAGAAAGGGAAUCUCGCGGGAGAAAGCUCGAUACGUUUUUCGGAGAGGGAAGAAGUCGGAAGAGGCAGGUCGGCUCGUUGGAAUGCACGAAGGAAGUCGCCACCCUCGAGGAAUGUACGAGAAACAUUCUUCGAGCUCGCCAAAAAGGGGAGAACGAGAUGCCGCCGAGGAAAGGAGGCUUUCGAGAAGAGGAUUGCAUGUGUUCCGAAAUCCCGGAGAAGUUGCGCGUCGACGUAAGAAAGAAGACGGAAGUUACGAGCGCGUCGUCGAGGAGCCCGAGCCCGGAGGUGACCCACACGAUAAGAAUCGCGAUGAAGUAUCACGGACGACCAGGACGACGCAACGAGGAGGAGAACAAGGAGGCUGGAAGAAGGGGUAGAAGAUCUCGAGGGGGGAACGCAAAGGAUAUUCGCGAAAGAACGACGACGAGUGGGCCGCUUGGAAAGGGGGAUGAGAUCGUUCGGGAGGAGGGUUGUUGCACCGGUGCGAACGUAGCUUUGGAUUUCACGUUGAAUUGCAACAGCGUGCGCCUGACGUCUCGUGACACAAGUCUCAAAGCUGGCGACGUCUCGCGAAACCCUUGCGAUUAGCGUUUCGAACCGCUUAGUCGGCGGUUCCGAUAGAUAGAUAGAUAAAAGAGUCGACGGCGAAAAUACGUUUUUCCAAACGAAUUUCUCUCGAUCGUCCAAAAGGCUCCGCCGCGUCGAUCGCGUUUAUAAAUAGCAGAGAGGAGACGAAGCGUAAUCGGAUAGAAAAAGAGGAAGAAGAAAAAGUAUAGAGGAGUCUCGGCAGAGUCUCCGGCAAAAGUAGAAGGACCGCUUCUCGCGCGAAUAACGAAAUUCGGAAUCGUGAAUCUCCCGGAGGGCAAUAAAUCGCAAUCUCCAGUUCGAUUUCUCCGAAGAAGAAGAAGCAGCAGCAGAAGAAGGAGGGGAGGGGGAGGAGGAGAGAAACGCACACUCGCGCACGCGCGCGGCCUAUUAAUUAGAUCGUCUAAUAAAUCGCCAGCAAGCGGACGGCCAAGUAGAAGCGCCGUUAGGCUCUUUCUCGUCGUCCUUCGGUUCUCUCGUCGUCCAAAGAAAGAAUCAGAAGAGAAACGAGAAGGUGGAGGAGGAGGAGGUUAAGAGGACGAAGAAGAAAGAAGAGGAGGAGGAAAAGAGAAGCGCGUAGGAUCGUACGAGAGGUUCCUUUUCUCCCGGUGGACCGGCGCAAGAUGAGAAUCGCGCGUCUAGCUUGGCCCCUUGGAAGGCCAAGAGAGCCAGCCCAAACCGGGUGAGAGAAGUUGGCCGGUUCUCCCUUCCCUCCACCUCCCCCCCCCCCCACUCUCUCUCUCUCUCUCGUCGCAUUUUUAUUCUGUCUGUGCUGUGUACGCUGCUCUCUCUAAGGGCGAAAAUGGUUCAUGGCCGUUUCCAACCGCCGAUUUCGUCGCGGAUCCUGCGAGGAGGAUCGACCACCUCCUCCUUCUCGUCCUCGGCCGUUGCUGCCGCUGCCGCCACCGUCGUCUCUCUUCUUUUUUCCCCCUUUUUUCUCUCUCCUCUCUUCUUGUUUCCGAUAAACGCGCGUUUGUAGAAAACCCGAGAAGUUUACACCCGGUACGAGCCGUUUCCCGCGAGAUUCGUAUAUUUGCGAUCAUAUUACGCGUUAUUUGCAUACCGCGCUCGUUCGAAUAACGUCAGGUUAGCGUUUAUUCCCUCCCCCUUCUUUUUCUCUUUUUAUUUUUCAACGGAUAAAAUUCAAAGUUAGAACGUCUCCUUUGUGAGAGAGUGGGAGAGAGAGAGAGAGAGAGGAACGUUAACGUCGUUGCGUCCGGCUGCAGUUAUAACGAGUAUGCGAAUAGGUAUCUAGUUUGCAUCGUGGACCGUAUUUUUCACGAGUCUCGAUAAAAAUAUAAACUUUAUCGCGAGAUAAAACCGCGUUUUAUCCCACCGUUUCGGUUAUUACGAAUGAGAGUUCAACCCUUUCGACGUUAUCUCCCGACGGAGAUACGUGCACGAUAUCGUCCUAUUUUAUCGAUUAGUUCCUUCAUUGCCGACAAAGCCGAUUAGAUUAUUUUCUCUCUCGCUCUUUCGCUUCUCUUCCAUCGAUACGCCUCUCGUCCGUACUCGCUCUUUCUUUCUUCCUUCCUUCCUUCCGUAAAUCUUCUUCCUCGUCAUCUUCGCAGUUCGCUCCGCUACCAACCCCCCUUUACUUUGCGUCG
Vespula vulgaris is the source of this 2753-nucleotide messenger RNA. RefSeq lists its product as uncharacterized. NCBI's taxonomy places the organism in Eukaryota, Metazoa, Arthropoda, Insecta, Hymenoptera, Vespidae. The record is from RefSeq and is a predicted model, not a curated record. The transcript is spliced from 4 exons. Bases 1 to 1149 code for a protein of 382 amino acids.